UAGAUGGACAUCUGAAUAUUUAGACAGUGAUAGAAAGGUAGAGAGAGCGACUCAUCGGAUUCCAUCGCUGGGGAAACAUCUGACACAACCCAUCACCAUGACGACGGUAAUCUGCACCCGCUUCACAGAAGAGUUCCAGAUGUUUGAGGAACUGGGGAAAGGGGCGUUCUCGAUCGUCCGCCGCUGCGUGAAGGUGCUGUCAGGCCAGGAGUACGCUGCCAAAAUCAUCAACACCAAGAAACUCACCAGUAGAGACCACCAGAAGUUGGACCGAGAGGCUCGAAUUUGUCGCUUACUGAAACACCCAAACAUUGUCCGUCUACAUGACAGUAUCUCAGAGGAAGGACACCAUUAUCUGAUAUUUGACCUUGUAACUGGUGGAGAGUUAUUUGAAGAUAUCGUAGCGAGAGAAUACUACAGUGAAGCCGAUGCCAGCCACUGUAUCCAGCAGAUAUUGGAGGCGGUGCUUCACUGUCACCAGAGUGGUGUGGUUCACCGUGACCUCAAGCCGGAGAAUCUGCUGCUGGCCUCCAAGUCAAAGGGGGCCGCAGUGAAGCUGGCUGACUUCGGCCUGGCCAUCGAGGUGGAGGGGGAGCAGCAGGCGUGGUUUGGCUUUGCUGGGACCCCUGGGUAUCUUUCACCUGAGGUUUUGAGGAAGGAUCCUUACGGCAAAGCAGUCGACCUCUGGGCCUGUGGUGUGAUUCUAUACAUCUUGUUGGUGGGGUACCCACCCUUCUGGGAUGAAGAUCAACAUCGACUCUACCAGCAGAUCAAGGCUGGAGCAUACGAUUUCCCCUCGCCGGAGUGGGACACGGUGACUCCAGAGGCCAAAGAUCUCAUCAACAAGAUGCUGACGAUCAACCCAGGAAAGCGCAUUACUGCCGCAGAAGCCCUGAAGCAUCCCUGGAUCUCACACCGCUCUACGGUGGCUUCCUGCAUGCACCGACAAGAGACUGUGGAGUGUUUGAAGAAAUUCAACGCCAGGAGAAAGCUCAAGGGAGCCAUACUAACCACCAUGUUGGCCACCAGGAAUUUCUCAGGAGGGAAGAGUGGGGCCAACAAGAAGACUGACGGCGUCAAGGAAUCAUCAGAAAGCACCAACACAACCAUAGAAGAUGAAGACACACGAGUGAGGAAACAAGAUAUAAUCAAAGUGACUGAACAGCUCAUCGAGGCAAUAAGCAACGGAGACUUUGAGGGCUACACGAAAAUGUGUGAUCCAGCGGUGACCGCGUUUGAGCCUGAAGCGCUGGGGAACCUGGUGGAAGGUCUAGACUUCCAUCGCUUCUACUUUGAGAACCUGUGGUCUAGGAACAGUAAGCCGGUCCACACCACUAUCCUCAACCCCCACAUCCACCUGCUGGGGGAGGAGGCGGCCUGCAUCGCCUACAUCAGGGUCACUCAGUACAUCGACCCCAACGGAACCCCCAGGACCGCCCAAUCAGAGGAGAGCAGGGUGUGGCAUCGUAGGGACGGGAAGUGGCAGAUCGUCCAUUUUCACCGCUCAGGGUCGGCCUCCACGCUCAGCAAUUAGCUGAUCUUCACAAGGAGCUUCGACGGAUCUGACCGAGACUGACAGCAUGUUGAUGAAGCCAGUUGUCUUUGGGAAGAAGUACCAAAACUAACCAAUCAAAUGAUGAGGCUGCCCCUCUCCACCUGCUCUGCGGCCUCUGGUUGGACGGUUGUUGGGAGUUAGCUUCAGUAUUGACCAAUCAAUCAUGCCAGUACAAGACAGAAGAUUACACCAUCUGUACAACAAAUGUGUCACCUGUAGACCACAACAUACUACACAUGUAGACCGCAACAUAGUAGACAUGUUCACCACAGAAUGUUACACAUGUGCACCACAGAAUAUAAAGGUUUGGAAAAGGUUCAUUUUACGGUAAAUGUGUUUACCGUCAGGUUUGUUCCAGAGUAAUCAAACUUCUAAUGGCUGCUUUCAUUUAGUCCUUCCUCUCACUGUUCUUCCACUCAUCCUAGGUCUUCCCAUUUUAUCAACACCUUCAAACCAAGCAGUACUAGGCACCACUCUCCCAAGUACAACUACUACUACUUCUACUACUGAGUACCACUAGGGCACCCCUCUACCAAGUACUACUGCAAAGUCUACUGAUCUAUCUAGCUAUCAAUCUAGAACUUGACCUAUCACUCGAGUUAUCUAUCUAUCUAUCUAUCU
Gadus chalcogrammus (walleye pollock) is the source of this 2176-nucleotide messenger RNA. It is a transcript of the gene camk2a, whose product is annotated as calcium/calmodulin-dependent protein kinase II alpha. Lineage: Eukaryota; Metazoa; Chordata; Actinopteri; Gadiformes; Gadidae. The record is from RefSeq and is a predicted model, not a curated record. Gene Ontology annotation, molecular function: ATP binding; calcium/calmodulin-dependent protein kinase activity; calmodulin binding. Bases 98 to 1534 code for a protein of 478 amino acids. Gene Ontology annotation, cellular component: neuron projection; cytoplasm. The transcript is spliced from 18 exons. Gene Ontology annotation, biological process: protein phosphorylation.